GGAGGUCACUGUUGUGGCUAACUUCACACAGGUGGAACAACGGACCAUGAAAGAUGACAUGUUAUAUAGUCGUGAAAAUCUUAACUAUUUAUAUUUUCUAAAGUUAAAUAGAUCUAAGUAAUAUAAUAUGUGUAAAAGAUUGCGAAUCCAGAAUUGUAUCCAAACAUUUGCAAACUUGACAACAAACCAAAAAAUAUAUAUAAAUUGCAUAUUGGAGCGCGGUGGAGUCUGGCUGAAGUUAGCUUGUUCGGCUAGUCAGUUAGCUAGCUAGCUAAUCAACUAUCAAGAAGAACGAACAACCUGGGAGAAACGGCAAAAAUAAAAAACAAAAAUGAUCGUUUGAACAUCCAAAUAGUAAGGUUGCCUUUAGGAAUUAACUUGAGCUACGGAUGAAUUGUUUUUAUUGAUGAUUUGGAAACAAGGUGUGUGUGUGUGGGGGGAAAUCAACUUAGCGAAGAAACACAACUAGCUAGUUAGCUAGCUAGCUACAAGACAAAACUGCAAUGUUGUUAGGGCAACAAGGACUGGUUCGCCGCUGUGGCAACCCCUCGGUGUGUAGAGGCUGGCCGCAUUCGGUUCAGUGGAGACUCGGGGGUUUAUUAUUUUUCCUGCUGUUGGUGGAAAGGACCGUGUGUCUCGCCAGCACUAGCAGUGUCCCUGCUCCGGUCAUCAACAACCUCCACAGUGUCAACGUCUACAUGAGCGAGGAGGAGGUCAAGAAGCUUUUGGGUCUAGAUGCAGAGCUGUACUAUGUGAGGGAUGACGUGGUGAACCACUAUGCUCUCUCCUUCAUCCUGCCUGUACCCAGUGAGACCAACAGCCUGCACUUCACCUGGCGCUCCAAGGAUAAGGUUGAAUACAGGAUGGGUUUCCAUGUAGACAACCCUGCAGCAAUGAACCAACCACAGAGCAACAUCUCUACCCAGGGGGAGGUGCCUCGCACAGCCUCAGGUCUGUCAACCAAUCAUCACUUCCCAUCCUCCGCUGUUUUCAGAGUGGACCUGUUCUGCUCAGGGAAGGUAGACGGAGAGGCGGUCCUGACAGUACAGCUCAACCUCACCAUCCACUCUAACAACUUCACAGUCCUCAACUUCAAGAGGAGGAAAAUGUGCUACAAACGAAUUGAUUCUGAUCCGAAGAUAACACCGGUCUCCAACAACAAGACCAUUCAGAGGCCAGAGAAUGGAGUGUCCAUUCCUACCACCUCUACCAGGGUGUUCUAUAUCAGUGUCGGGGUGUGCUGUGCUGUCAUCUUCCUGGUUGCCAUUGUCCUGGCUGUUAUGCAUUUACACAGCAUGAAGAGAGUAGAACUGGACGACAGUGUUUCAGACAGUGGCAGUUCCCAGGGCCUGUCCCAACCGUCCACCCAGACCACCCAGUACCUGAGAGCUGACACACCCAACAACGCCAGUGCUGUCACCAACCAUCACCCUGGCACUGCACCCAUUCUCCAGCUUGCUGCCGCCACCUUCCCAAACCCUGAUGCCCCAAUCCAUGAAACCAGAAGCUACCCGUCCCUGCGUAUAGAGAAGAACGACCUGAGAAGCGUUAGUCUGCUGGAAGCCAAAGCCAAGGUCAAAGACAUCUCCAUCUCCAGACUGAGAGUCACUCUACGGGACGUCCUGCAUGAAGGAACAUUUGGCCGCAUCUUCCACGGUGUUCUGUUGGACGAAAAGGACCCGGCCAAGGAGAAAUAUUGCUUUGUGAAGACAGUGAAAGACCAUGCCUCUGAGAUGCAGGUGACCAUGAUGCUGACGGAAAGCUGUAAACUACGAGGACUUCAUCACAGGAACCUGCUCCCAAUCAGUCAUGUGUGUACAGAGGAAGGAGAGAAGCCUAUGGUACUACUGCCCUAUAUGAACUGGGGUAACCUCAAACUGUUCCUGAGACAGUGCAAGCUGGCUGAAGCCAACAACCCACAGGCAGUCUCUCAGCAGGACUUGGUCCACAUGGCGAUCCAGAUAGCAUGUGGGAUGAGCUACCUGGCCAGGAGAGAGGUCAUCCACAAAGACUUGGCCGCCAGGAACUGUGUUAUUGAUGACAGUAUGCAGGUGAAGAUCUGUGACAACGCCCUGUCCAGAGACCUGUUCCCCAUGGACUACCACUGUCUGGGAGACAACGAGAACAGGCCGGUCCGCUGGAUGGCCCUGGAGAGCCUGCUCAACCAUGACUUCUCUACUGCUAGUGAUGUGUGGGCGUUUGGGGUAUCCCUGUGGGAGUUGAUGACCUUGGGACAGACGCCCUACGUGGACAUCGACCCCUUCGAGAUGGCAGCCUAUCUGAAGGACGGAUAUCGAAUAGCACAGCCAAUCAACUGUCCCGAUGAACUGUUUGCAGUGAUGGCCUGUUGCUGGGCCCUGGAUCCAGAGGAGAGGCCGAAGUUCCAGCAGCUGGUCCAGUGUCUGACUGAGUUUCAUGCAGCGUUGGGGGCAUACGUGUAAAAUCUAGCCCUAAGCUUCAGUACGGACCAGGCCUGAAGGACCAGCAGGCCCAGGACUUACUGGACAGCACUAAUCACAAUGAGGAAUACAUUUACAAACCUUAUGCCUUAUAGAAAAGAAAGAAGACUUUCAUUAUUCUGAGAAUUUUUUUUUGGAGUGAGGUUUCUAUAAUUUGUGCAAGCUUCAAUGGAUUCUCUUUCAGAGGUCGUCAUAUUUCCCAGCAUACCUCACAAGCUUCCAGAACAGACCUAUACCCUCACUAUGAAACGUGACCCCACAAGGACGUGACCUCUAUUGGAAGAACGUAAGAAGCUUAUAUGUGCCAACAAGCUGUUGCCACCAUUUUCCUAACAACUACACUUUUGAGGACUUGUUUGUAAAGACAUUUUUUUCCCUUUUUUUUUUUUUUAAU
Molecule: messenger RNA, 2853 nt
Organism: Salmo salar (Atlantic salmon)
Lineage: Eukaryota; Metazoa; Chordata; Actinopteri; Salmoniformes; Salmonidae
Product: tyrosine-protein kinase RYK
Biological process (GO): axonogenesis; protein phosphorylation; cell surface receptor protein tyrosine kinase signaling pathway
Cellular component (GO): plasma membrane; signaling receptor complex
Molecular function (GO): protein kinase activity; ATP binding
Source: RefSeq, a predicted model, not a curated record